AAAAAUGUUUGUUUUCAAUUUUUUGCGUGACAUCUGUCAUUAGUGUCAAACUAAAAUUGCACGUGUGUGCAGUUGAUUUCUUUUCUUCAAUUGUUUGUUUUCAUUUCGUAUUCUCUUCCAAAUCCUGCCUUUAAUUGAUAAAAAUAAAAUAUGGGUAAACAAAAGAAAACAAAGAAGAUCCAAAAGCAGCGCACCGCUCAGCUGACUCGUCUCAUGAAACCCACCGACAGUCGAAUCAAAGAAGAACUUCGUAAAAAACGCAAAGUCGCCAUAGAUCCCUUGAAAUUGAAAAUAAACGAAGCUCCUCAAGCCAGUUCAGCUCUCUUCUUCCAAUACAACACUCAACUAGGACCUCCCUAUCACAUCAUUCUCGAUACGAAUUUCAUCAAUUUCAGUAUAAAAAAUAAGUUAGACAUAAUUCAAGGUAUGAUGGAUUGUUUGUAUGCCAAGUGUAUACCCUACAUAUCGGACUGUGUGAGGGCUGAAUUGGAGAAACUCGGUGCUAAAUAUAAACUUGCUUUGAGGAUAAUUUCUGAUCCAAGAUUUGAGAGAAUGCCAUGUCUGCACAAGGGUUCGUAUGCUGAUGAUUGCAUUGUGAAUCGAGUUACCCAGCACAAGUGUUAUAUUGUUGCAACAAAUGACAAGGAUCUGAAGAACCGCGUCCGAAAGAUUCCCGGUGUUCCUAUUAUGUAUGUGGCCGCUCACAAGUACACUAUUGAGAGAAUGCCAGAAGCUUAUGGCAUCAAGACAUAAUUUUAAGGGAUUUUUGUUUUAGGAUUGAAAUGUUAGUAAACAAAUUAGUUUGUAUAUUUUUUUUAUAUAUACACAAACAAAUAUAAUAAAAUGUGCUUAUUUUUUAAUUUA
This is a messenger RNA of Eupeodes corollae, 864 nucleotides long. It is a transcript of the gene Bka, whose product is annotated as rRNA-processing protein FCF1 homolog. The record is from RefSeq and is a predicted model, not a curated record. Lineage: Eukaryota; Metazoa; Arthropoda; Insecta; Diptera; Syrphidae. The transcript is spliced from 2 exons. Gene Ontology annotation, cellular component: small-subunit processome; nucleolus. Bases 151 to 753 code for a protein of 200 amino acids.